AUGGCUGCGGCGGCGGCGUCGGCGUGGGACGGCCCGACGGCGGGCGAGCUGAAAGCGGCCGGCGCGGAGGCGAUUCCGGGCGGCGUGCGGGUGAAGGGGUGGGUCAUCCAGUCCCACAAGGGGCCCAUCCUCAACUCCGCAUCUGUGAGCCUAUAUGAAGAUAAACUUCAGACGACACAUUUACCUGAGAUGGUGUUUGGAGAGAGUUUUGUGUCUAUUCAGAAUGCUCAAACUGGCGUCAAAUUACAUUUCAACGCGCUUGAUGCUCUCAAGGCAUGGAAACAAGAGGCAUUGCCACCUGUUCAAGUUCCGGCUGCAGCAAAAUGGAAAUUCAGAAGGCAAAGAACCAAGAGAAGGUUCAUUCAGUAUAUGUUUUCUUGCAGUAAUCCUGCUGACCAAGUGGUACUUGACUAUGACUAUACAUUCACGACACCAUACUGUGGGAGUGAUGUGGUUCUGAACCAAGAUGCUACGCAAACAAGUUUAGAUGAAUGUAGCAAUUUGUGUUGGGAGGACACUGAUGACAGGAUCGACCUUAUUGCCCUUUCUGCAAAAGAACCAAUUCUUUUCUAUGAUGAGGUUAUCUUGUAUGAAGAUGAGCUAGCUGAUAGCGGUAUCUCAUUCCUUACAGCGCGAGUGAGGGUGAUGCCAACCGGUUGGUUUCUGCUCUUGCGCUUUUGGCUUAGGGUUGAUGGUGCGCUGAUGAGAUUGAGGGAUACCCGUUUACAUUGUUCUUUUGGAAGUAAGGAAGCGAAGCCGGUUGUACUGCGUGAACUCUGCUGGAGGGAAGCAACAUUUGCUGCCAUGUCUGCGGAGGGCUAUCCUUCCGAUUCUGCGGCAUACGCAGACCCGAAUCUUGUCGCCCGCAAGCUGCCCGUCGUGAUGCAGAAGACCCAGAAGCUGAAGAUACCGAGUUAA
Molecule: messenger RNA, 918 nt
Organism: Triticum turgidum subsp. durum (durum wheat)
Lineage: Eukaryota; Viridiplantae; Streptophyta; Magnoliopsida; Poales; Poaceae
Source: the annotation of a GenBank genome assembly